Messenger RNA from Orycteropus afer afer, 744 nucleotides. It is a transcript of the gene SPATA46, whose product is annotated as spermatogenesis associated 46. The coding region runs from base 1 to 744 and encodes 247 amino acids. The transcript is spliced from 3 exons. Gene Ontology annotation, biological process: fertilization. The record is from RefSeq and is a predicted model, not a curated record. Gene Ontology annotation, cellular component: nuclear membrane. Lineage: Eukaryota; Metazoa; Chordata; Mammalia; Tubulidentata; Orycteropodidae.
AUGGAGAACUUCUCACUCCUCAGCAUUUCUGGGCCACGCAUCUCUUCCUUGGCCAUGAGCACUUUUCCUUACAUUAUAUCCUCCCGUGCCACAAGCUUACCAGACAUCGCAAAGACUGUGACACCUGCUGAGGCACCCAGCCCAGCUCAGGCCCUGCAACCCCAGUACCAAAGCAGCCCUCUCCGGCACGGGGUGCACAACAUGAUUCUCUCAACAGAACACACUGUGGGGGACAUCCAGAAAGGGGAGCAGCUGAGGCGGAACUGCACCAUCUACCGGCCCUGGUUCUCCCCUUACAGCUACUUUGUAUGCUCAGAUAAGGAGAGCCACCUGGAAGCCUUCAGCUUCCCAGAGGUGCAGCGGGACGAGGGCAGGGGGGACAGCUGCCUUCCCGAGGACAUAGCUGAGAGUAUCUGCUCCUCCUCCUCCUCCCCAGAGAAUACCAGCCCCCGAGAGGCCACCAAGAAAUCCAGGCAUGGCCUGGACUCCAUGGACUACAUCACGUCCCAGGACAUCCUAACAGCUUCCAAGUGGCAUCCAGCCCAGCAGAAUGGCUACAAGUGUGCGGCCUGCUGCCGCAUGUACCCCACCCUGCACUCACUCAAGAGCCACAUCAAAGGGGGCUUCAAGGAGGGCUUCAGUUGCAAGGUGUACUACCGGAAGCUCAAAACCCUCUGGGGCAAGGAGCAAAAGGCUCGGCUGGGGGACAGGCUUGCCUCAGGUAGUUGCCAAGCUUUCAAGUAG